ACAUGCUUGCAUGCAAGCUGUAAUAUUAUUCAAUUUUAGGUACAAAGACAGUUUUCCAGAUAUAUAAUUAUAGACCAGAAAAUAUGUGAUCUUAAUAUUCGUGUCAAUAGUAACUUAUUCAGAUUAUUUCACUUUUAUAGCAAUGAAUUAUUUCGAGAAUGUGAUUGGAGGUAGUGGAGACGAAGGUGUGAUCGCUGUUGAUGUUUCAAGAGACGUACUAGUGGAUCCCGUGACUAACAUGUCUGAAACACCUAUACCUCCAGACUUGCUUACCUUAUCAGCUGAUGGUUCAGCCGAGAGUGACGAGGAGUCAACUAAACUCACUCUGGCAUAUGAGAAUCUGUAUGAGAUACCAAGAACCAUUGCUGAGAGGUUCUCAGAACACAUCAAAUACCUAGACAUCAGUCAUAAUAAAAUCACGAACCUGGACCCUCUAGUUCACUUCAGGCACCUCACAUCACUGAUAGCUGACCAUAACCCUAUCACUGAAAACUGCAUCCUUCCACCCCUACCGCAGUUGCAGUUACUGUGGUUAAACCACUGCAAGAUCGCCUCUCUAUACCCCUGGGUGAGCAAACUGAAGCAGUCAUGCCCCAGACUGCAGCAUCUCUGCCUUAUGGAGAACCCUGCUGCACCCAGCUAUCUCAACGGUGGGACAUUCUACGAGUACCUACAGUACAGGCUAUUCGUGAUCUCCCAAUUCCCGUCACUCAACCACUUAGACGACAGGAAGGUGACGGAGGACCAGCGUUCUGAGGCCCACCGGCUCUACAAGCGGCCGUUCGUGGAGAGGCUCGUGAAGCCUGGUCCUGGCGGGUUCUCGCAGCUCAUGCAUACCUCCGUCACUUGGAACGCGCUCAAUAACAAACUCGCCAAUUUUCUCGGUAAGGAGAGACAGGGUAAUAGGAACCUUUUGAUUUAGAUUCUUAGGUUAGGUUCGUUUUGCGUCCGCGCUUUGAUUGUGAAAAAAAUAAGCGCCGCGUUCAUAGGAGAUGCUUCUUUGCAUCCUACCCUGUCCGACAGGGAUGUGUCAAGGCCCCCACCAACUCGCUCAAAAUCAUGGUUACCAUGGUCACGCUCCGCCAAUUUGCUAUUAGACUACACGAUCAACGGGAAACGGGAGUUGGUGGGGAGUAACCAUGGUAACCAGCCGUGACCUUGACGAAUCUAGCCUGACGGACAUGUAAGUGUAAUACCCGCUAAAGCUGGAUGAUUGGGUAGUGUGACCUAUAGCAAUACAGUACUACUGUCUCGCCGUGUCCGCGUGACCGUUAACAUGCUCUGUAAACGCAUGGGAAUAAAAAAAUCAUUUUUUUU
Pectinophora gossypiella (pink bollworm) is the source of this 1317-nucleotide messenger RNA. RefSeq lists its product as uncharacterized. NCBI's taxonomy places the organism in Eukaryota, Metazoa, Arthropoda, Insecta, Lepidoptera, Gelechiidae. Gene Ontology annotation, molecular function: protein binding. The record is from RefSeq and is a predicted model, not a curated record. The transcript has 6 exons. Bases 143 to 922 code for a protein of 259 amino acids.